Messenger RNA from Miniopterus natalensis, 765 nucleotides. NCBI's taxonomy places the organism in Eukaryota, Metazoa, Chordata, Mammalia, Chiroptera, Miniopteridae. The record is from RefSeq and is a predicted model, not a curated record.
AUGGAAUCUAUAGUUGGUAACUGUGCCUUGGUGACUGAGUUUAUUCUAUCAGGGUUUCCAUUUCGCCCUGAACUGCCGAUUGUCCUAUUUUUCAUGUUUCUGACAUCGUAUGGUAUGAUUUUAAUGGGGAACAUUGGAUUGAUGAUGUUAAUCAGGAUUGAUCCCUGCCUUCAAAUCCCCAUGUAUUUUUUCCUUAACAACCUAUCCUUUGUAGACCUUCCUUACACCUUAGUCAUUGUUCCUGAAAUACUGGUCAAUUUUCUCUCAGGAAACAAAUCUAUUUCUUACUAUGGCAGUGCCUUGCAGUUUUUUUUCUGUGCUUUUACAGGCACGGAAUCCUUUAUCUUUGCUGCUAUGGCCUACCAUCGCUAUAUCACCAUGUGUAGCCCUUUACGGUACACAGUUGUGACGUCUCGGGGAACCUGUGUACGGAUGACUGUGUUGUCAUACGUUGGAGGCAACAUGAGUUCCUUGGUUCACACACCCUUUGCAUUUUUUCUGAAGUGCUGUGAUAAAAAUGUUACUAACCCUUUUUCCCGUGAUCUCCCUGCCCUGCUUAAGCUUUCUUGCAUGGAUACAUCAAUUAAUGGGUGGCUUCCGGCCACAUGGGGCAGCUCAGCAGAAAUUAUGUGCUUUAUCACCACCAUCAUCUCCUACUUCACCCACCUCUCAGCCUUAAAGAUUGCUCUCAGCGGGAGGAGGAAGGCCUUCUCUGCAUGUGCCUCUCACCUGGCUUCUGUCUUUGAGCGAGAACUUUUCAGAUAG